AUGCGAUAUUUCGAAUAUAUAAAGCACCAAUUGCUCAUGGAGUACUGGUACUCGUACUAUCGCAAUGUCAACCCAUCUGGUAUUGUUCAAGCAUCUGAAGUCAGGUUUGAAAUUUCAAUACCGAGUGAUCAAGUUGUCACGUUCAAGUCACUUUCUGCGCAGGAAGAAUAUGUGAUUCCAGAAUGCUACUGGUAA
This is a messenger RNA of Sclerotinia sclerotiorum 1980 UF-70, 195 nucleotides long. RefSeq lists its product with no specific name. The record is from RefSeq and is a predicted model, not a curated record. The transcript is spliced from 2 exons. NCBI's taxonomy places the organism in Eukaryota, Fungi, Ascomycota, Leotiomycetes, Helotiales, Sclerotiniaceae. The coding region runs from base 1 to 195 and encodes 64 amino acids.